Molecule: messenger RNA, 2991 nt
Organism: Fukomys damarensis (Damara mole-rat)
Lineage: Eukaryota; Metazoa; Chordata; Mammalia; Rodentia; Bathyergidae
Gene: Ddn
Product: dendrin
Exons: 4
Coding region: 3-1793 (596 amino acids)
Source: RefSeq, a predicted model, not a curated record
GGAUGCUGGAUGGCCCGCUCUUCUCCGAGGGGCCCGACAGCCCCCGGGAGCUCCAAGAUGAGGAGUCUGGCAGCUGCCUCUGGGUGCAGAAGUCCAAGCUGUUGGUGAUCGAAGUGAAGACUAUUUCCUGUCAUUACAGUCGCUGCGCUCCUUCUCGACAGCCCAUGGAAUUCCAAGCCAGCCCCUGGGCCCGCGGGUCCCAGAGCCGCAUGUGUAGGCCGCGCCCGGGAUCCCCUGAGCCGCCUCCCCGCCGGCCCUGGGCCUCCAGGGUACUUCAGGAGGCGACCAACUGGCGGGCGGGGCUCCCGGCCGAGGUCCGAGCCCGGGAACAAGAGAAAAGGAAAGCAGCGUCGCAGGAGCGGGAGGCCAAGGAGACAGAGCGAAAAAGGCGCAAGGCUGGUGGGGCCCGACGGACUGCCCCGCGACGCCGCUGGGACCAGCCGCCACCCUACGUGGCUCCACCUUCUUACGAAGGCCCCCACAGGACCUUGGGGACGAAGCGAGGCCCUGAGCUCUCCCAGGCGCCCACCUCCGCCCCAGCUCUGACCCCAGCCAGGACAGAGGGAGGGCGCGCGAAGAAGAGGCUGGAUCCUCGGAUCUACCGGGACGUCCUCGGGGCUUGGGGUCUCCGACCGGGGCGGGGGCUCUUAGGGGGCUCUCCAGGUUGUGCAGCGGCCAGGCCCAGGCCGGAGUCUGUCAAGGGGGCUGCGAAGAAAAGCCCGGGCCAAACUGCUGCUGGCCUCAACAGUGGCAGCAGCGGUCGUUCCCAGGCCGACGCUACUGGUAGCCCAGGCACGGAGACAGCUCCUGCGGGGUCUGCUCCUGCGACCCCCAGGCCCCUGCGUCCCGCCCCCAGGUCUGGGCACCACCUCAAGGGCUCCAGGGAAGGGAAAGAAGGAAGGGAACAUAUCUGGCUCCCUAGAUGCUGGAUUCCUUCCCCUAAAAAGCAGCCGCCCCUCCACAGCCAGACCCUCCCCAGACCGUGGGCUCCAGGAGGCACGGGAUGGAGAGAGUUCCAGGGUAAGAGAGAAGGGGAGGGACCCGAGGCUCUGGGAGGUUGGAAGGCGACCCGCCGCGCCCACACCCUGCCCCGCAGCUCGCGGGGUCCCGCUCGUGGGGAAGGCGUCUUUGUCAUUGACGCCACGUGCGUGGUGAUACGAUCCCAGUAUGUUCCGACUCUGCGAACCCAACAGGUGCAGCUUUUGCAGUCUGGGGAGCCGCGCGUCGUGGGAGAUGGUCUAGGGCAACCCAAGGGCAGUAAGGAGGAGGGUGAGAGGGCCUCAGUCUUUCCCUCCGCCUGCCAGAAGCUGCUACUGAGCAGUCGCCUCUCGCACCAGCCCAGUGGGGGGCACGGGUGCAAAGCCGAGGGCAGGAAGCCGGAGGACUCCUCACCGGAGGAGCGCACUUCCCUCAUCUUGGGACUCUCGCUCGGCGAAGUCAACCGGCCCUGCCCCGCUGCGCAGCCGGGUAGCCCAGAGCGCGCAGCCUCAGGCCCGGCGCUGCGUGAAGCCGUGUCCCGCAUCCGCCGCCACACUGCCCCAGACUCAGACUCAGACGGAGGUGAGGAGCUCAGUGUCCACAGCGGCUCCUCUGAUGGAAGCGACGCAGAAGCCCCGGGCGCCUCCUGGCGGAAUGAGAGGACCCCGCCCGUGGCUGGCGACACUCCGCCCGGGGAAGGCGUGAACACAGCUGAGUUGAAGGGCAGUGACCGGGAGAUUCUAGAUGUCAUCAGCCAAACCGAACAGGCCCUCUUCCCAGCGAGGGAUACCAAGGGCACCCCCCCAGGGAAAUAGGGAGAGGCAGUGAGAGGCCCCUUCUCGUAUCAGUGUUUCCCGACUCAUCUGUCCUUGGGCCCAAGCGUCCCACAGAUUUCUUCCCCGCAGAUUUCCUUUAUUUCUCUUUUCCUUGUUUCCCUACCUAUUGCUGUUCCUAUACUUGAAAUAGAACUGAAAGGAAAGGAAGGUGUGUCCAGUCCCGGUUUUAUUUCAGGAGGCGUGAGGGUGAGCUGUAGAUUGAAUGCCUGCUACCUUCAGGGCAUAGGGUGAGGUCUUCAGCAGGAACUGCUGCGUUGUUGAGCAGAGAGCUGGCCAGGACCAGACAAGAGGGCAGGGCCGAGGCAGGGCAGGGCCCGUGGGUACAAGGAACAAAGUGAUGGAAAAGCUUUGGACCUAGUGACAGAGUGACCAGGUGCCAAAGGGAUUCUUGACAGAGGAUGAGUGGAAUGCAUCUGAAGCAAUCAGCAAAAGCAGGAAGAGGGCUAACCUUUCAGGGUCUCAAGUCUUGAGUUUUAAUCUCAAUUCUGCCAUUGACUCGAUGGUCAGCCUUAGACCAGUCACUUCCCCUCUCCAGGCCUCCAAGGCUCCUCGUAUGUGAUAUGAGAGCCUCUGUGGCCCACCCUAACAUCCCUGGAGUUUUAGGAUCAUUGGGAAGGGCUCUAAUUCUCUCAUCAAGCCACAAAGAAAGUUGGGAAUAAGUGAAAAGAAUCCGAGAGUUCCUCAGGUGACCUCCUUGUCACCUGCACCUAUUCUCAAUUCAGCAGACUUCCCAGGGUUUGUAGAAGAGCCGAGUGGGCAAAGGGCUGUUAUCCCAGUCCCUCAGGUCUAGAUGAGGGCUCCCCAGGGGAGGGCAGGGUAGUGGCCCUGUCACUGUCCCUGGCCUGUGGUGGUCCAAGCUGGGGAGGGAAGGUAGCCAAUGAAUCAGCUUGGGACCUCUUUAGGCCUUCCCCUUUUCUUCCACCCUCAUGUCCUUUAGUGAUGCUCUGGAGCGUUACUACGAUUUCCUACUCAGGUAACACUUGACAGAACCCUGAGAAUUUCUGCAUCUUUGCCUCUUCCAGAAUCCGGCCAGGCGAGGAAGGAGGCUGGUCCCUAAGAAACCGGGGUGUGGGGUGUGGUGCUCUCUGUGGCCACUGGGAGGCGCGCGCAGGUCGCGGAUUUCCCCGGUUGCUGGUCCUCGAGCCGGUCCCCCACCCCACCCCCAGCCCGGUCUGUC